Messenger RNA from Lethenteron reissneri (Far Eastern brook lamprey), 7054 nucleotides. RefSeq names its product zinc finger protein 664-like. Gene Ontology annotation, cellular component: nucleus. The record is from RefSeq and is a predicted model, not a curated record. Gene Ontology annotation, biological process: regulation of gene expression. NCBI's taxonomy places the organism in Eukaryota, Metazoa, Chordata, Hyperoartia, Petromyzontiformes, Petromyzontidae.
UCUGGUGGAGGAUGUGGGCUAAGCAGAGUGGGCAAGCCUCAUGGAGCAGAGAUUAAACACUCGAGAAGCUCAUUGUUGUAUAUAUUCCUUUUCCAAAAACAUAUUAAGAGUGAUAUUGCCUAUUUUUUAUUUAUUAGAUUUUCUUAUAAAAAUGGAUUCAGCGCGUUAAAAAAUGCAGUGAUGCAUACCUGGGAACUCCUCCCUCGAAAAAAAGGCCAAAAGGAACCACACUUAGGGGAAAUUAAGAGCAUCUGUGUCCACAGGCCAUGAGAUGACUGCUGGAAGAAGGGGAAAGGGGUCGGGCCUUGAUGUGAUUUAGGGAAUGACUUCAAAAAAUUAGAACAGACAGACACGCACGUACACCGGACAAACGGUCACAAUCAAAUGGACAGUUCUUCCGUCGUCAAAGGAAACCGACCAAUCACAGACCGAGGAGCGAAAUGAAAGGAAUUCCGGUCCUUUGUGAGAAGACGAGCCGAGGUGAAACAUUUCGGAAAUAACAAAGAAGCCGAACCAUCCAAAUCAGUCUUGCAACGGCAAGCUACGGGGUAUGGUCCUCGAUCAUACAUGGGUGUCGAGUCUUGCAGAGAGGGGCAAUGUGUUGCUAAAUAUUGAGUUCGGCGCUGACAGACGGAGUAUCGCUGAAAGUUUUAUUCUACAUUUAUCCUUGUUUUUAGUCGCUUGCAGAGUCAAGGACUGCGAUAAGUUGUAUUGUACUAAGCUAUAAGAGUUGUGAGAAGCUAAGAGGUGUAGAAAUACAUUUUAUGAGUUUUGGAGAGUGAGGAGCAGCCGACGAGCAGCUCACAGCAGGAUCCCUCCUGGGGCAAGGGUGGGGGGCACAAAGGAUGCUCGCGCGAAGCAAGCUGCCAAGACGAGGAGCGACGGGGCCACAGGCAUUCCAACUGUUAAUCGAUCUGGGCGCGCAGUUAAUCCUUGGGCGUGCUUAAUCGGAAGCCCCGAGCACACUCCAGCAAAGGUCGAGCUCAAGGAUCAACAGUGUCUGGAGCCAAGGGGGUGACGCGCUGCCACCCAGCGGAGGAGCUGCGAGCGCUAUCUUGCGACGGGACCAUCGCGCACAUCAACGCAGUAGGAGCCGGACCCAUCAUUUCUGCCAGCACGGGCACUGCCGCCAGCAUGAGCAGCGUAGCGACUCAGCAACCACCCCAGCGGUGGAGAGAGACUGACGGCGCAGCCGAGAACGCCGUGUGUUCGAGACACACACGCUGGGAACCUGACGUAUUUUCGGUACAAGGAACGCUGCACUACGAAGUUCACCUUUGACCUCAGCAGGACAGUUAGCAGGAAUAGUAUGUGGAUAACUCAAACCAUACUGCCCGCUAUAAUUAUUGGACCUCGUGGUGACUGUGGUCCAACACACACAUACAACGCGCAUAUCGGUAUGAAUAAGAUUGUUCCAAGAAGUUUUGUUUCGAAAAGGGUUGCCAUCCCCAGGUGGUGUGUUAACUAUUCGCUAGUCGUGAAAAGCAUUGUUCUGUCCUUUGAACCGCAUGAAUACGGUCGUUUAGAAGUAUUUUGGUCAUUAUGAGAAUAGGUUUUCCCCUUUUUCUAGCAACAAAACAGGGGUUAAGAUGUUAAAACACCAAACUGAAACCUUUUACAAGGAAUCAUGUCAUGCAAACAGAAAACACUCUCAUAAUAUAUGCAUGAAUACGGUCAUUUAGAAGUAUUUUAGUCAUUAGUUUUCUUUUAUCACGUAAUAUUACCAAUGAACUCAUUGAUGACACACUAAACAUUUAUAAGCAUCUAUGUUACGAAUCUACACACACGAAUACUAUUGUUUUGAGAUAUUUAUUUUAAUCACGGAAUUUUGCCCGCGAAUUCAUUGAUGUCCCAUUAGUCAAUUGAUAAGCAUCUGUUAGCCAAACACACACUCAUAAUCUUACCAAUUAAUUCAUUGAUGUCCACUUUUGCCAUUGGGCACAUGUUUUUUUCGCGCGGUUCCGUAUGAAUACUGUUAUUUUUAAGGACUUAUCCUAUCGUGUAUUGUCGCGCUACUAUGAAGAGUUAGCCUAUUGUUUUAUUGCUCAGUCUAACAGAAGUGACCUGGCCAUCACAAAUGAUACCUCAACGAAGUGGCCUAUCAUCACGUGGACACUUAUAUCAGCAGCCAAAUACUCUCUAAACGCCUGGUGAUGUUGAUUCUAAAUGUCGGGGGGGGAGGGGGGGGUGGAAACCGGAGGACCUGGGGAUAAAUCUACGCGAACCACGGGGAGAGAGACACGUGCAAAUUCCAAAUAUACAGCAGGCCAUGUCAGAGCUGGGAUUGAACCCACGACCUCCUGUAUACCAGACGAGGUAGUUAACAUCUCGCCACCAUGUCACCCAAAGGCGGAGAAGGCACCAAACCAAAUUUUGAAUCAACACCUUUUUGGGACCUUUGGCGAUCUGGAGGUGUGGGCGACGCAACAGGCAUGGAUGGAUAACGUGCAACGCACUUUAAACUUUGGUAAACACUCUAGAGCGGUGGUUAUUAACCUUCACUGCACCCCGUUGGUUCUCAAUGGUAAAAAAGUAUGUUAAUAAAUAUGCAGGGCUUGAUGGAACAAAGUUGUUUACUUACGUGCCCGUGCUUAAUUUGUGUUUUUGAUUAUUUACCGUCUAAAAAUAAACCUGCCCAUUUCUCGCACACCCCCAACAAAGGGAAUCUCGCACCCUCAGGUGGUGCGUGCACUCCAGUUUAAUAACCACUGCUCUCAUGGGAUUGGACAGGGGAAUAGGUGAGUGGGUGAAUGAGUGUUAAGUCUGUAGACAGUGUUGAGUCUAUGGGUAGUGUUGAGUCUGUUUCGAUGAUUUACCCUUCUUAAAAAGAUUCUGCCAUGUCUCGCUACCCCCAGAAAAGGGCAUCUCGCACCCAGGUGUGCACCGCAGGUUAAGAAGUAAAACCACUGGUCUAGACUCAUUAGAACUUACACGAUUAUGGUAGCGUAUGUGUAUUCGACGAGUAACCGGUGGUGCACCUUGGGGAGGCUUCACAUCACGCACUUCAGGGGAAGGGAAACAACAACAAAUACUAAAUAAGUUCUCAGAAGCUUGUGGCAGAGCCGGUUGAGAUUGCAGCUUGUCCAGCGAAGCAAAUUUGCUGCCACUUAAUUUUUCUCGGACGACUCCGUUGGUAAUUCACAAACGGCGCGGUCUCGCGGGCGGGAGGAAUGCAUUGUGGCCACGUUCGGUCGUGCUCGACCAUCGAUAGAAUGUCCUACUCCACGCAAGACGCCCGUCCCCCCCUCACUUCACACUCAACGGGGAGACGGUCGAAUCUCGACCUCCGCUUUUUAGUUUCACGCCCGCGCCGGUCUCACAGCCGGCGCCUUCCUCGGUUUGCUGCUUCGCGAGCGACUGGGUGAGAGGCCAGGAUCUUCGCCGCAGGAUUCCAUCUUCACGCCCGGCCACAGCUCGCAGCCUGAGCUCCCGGCUUCUCGCAACAGGGGGAAGAGGCGCAUGCACAAACGUCCGUGACAUGUCGGGUUCCACCGAGUCACCCCUCUGCCCACCACCUUCACGAGCUCCAUCUGACCCCGCCCUCCGUUUGUAACAUUGCACGGUUCGUAAGUCGUGUACAGCGCCAUAUUUCAAUGCCCGCAUGGUCGGUGUUGUGAAACGUGUUACGGUUCAACGCAACAAAAAGGUUAAUGCACUGUUAACACCUCGUAAAUUAAGAGGAAACGUCGUACAUUUGCAUGUAAUACUGAACUGUAACAAAUACGAUCAAGUCAAUUGUUUUGGCUGUCUGUCUCUCUGUGUCCAUGCCUGCCAUGUAACGCUUUUUAACUGACAAACUAUUGGGUUUACGUUUCAAGAAAGUACACAAAUACAACAAACUAAGCCACCGGAUGAACACUUGCUAUUUGUUUUUGCCCUUGGUCCAAUCUAAACUAAGAAAAUCACACUUUAUACAACAUAUGCUAAUCAUCACAACGUUGAGCCGCGUGCCAAAGCACCCAUUUAUAGAGUCACCUAUCUAGCCAGCACAGGAGGUCAUAAAGGUCAUGUAAACUCAUCAGCGUUGACUGAUGUUCAUCUUUGUUGGGCGUAAGUCACCACCACCAUGUCUUGCCUCCCAUUGAUGAAGAAGCAAAGCCCACAGUAGCCUGGGGUUCACAGCUUCCCACACCUCACCGCCAUGCCCCAAUGCCCCCAUCAUUCUAAGAGCCACUCUCUGUUAUUUUGUCCACCCCUCAAGUGCUUGGAGGCACAACCUGGCCACUGACGUCACUGACGUCGUGUCGUCAAUCGCGCCUGUGUGCGUUACGUCAUGUUACCACCGCCCGGGGGGAGGGGCCUGUGGACGCAAUGAGUGACGUCACGGACUGGGUUGGGUGACGUCACGCACAGAUACAGAGAAUCCAGGCCUCCGUAUCUCUGCGUGGUUGUGCGUCUUUUGUAGCGUUGUGAAGUUCAACAUCGCCACUGGGGGAGAGACAAAGGCGGCCGGGCGUGAUGUUGGCCACCCCCCCCCCCCCGUGUGCCGUUCUGGCCUUCGUAGGUGCUCGCUAACAGCACUUGCCCCAACAGUCUGUGCCAGGACAGGAACGAUGAACGAGGGAGGAGAGAUGAAGAUCUACUGCCCGAUUUGCAACUGGGUGGUGAUCAGCCUGUCCGCCCUGGAGGACCACAUGAAGCAACACAGGCGCCGGACCGAGUCCGUGCUGUACCAGUGCCCCCACUGCCCGUACAGCACGGACAAAGCGGCCACUUUGAUCGGCCACCAGAGGAGCCACGCUGACGAUAAGCCCUACAAGUGCUGGGUGUGCGAUGAAGUUUUCGCGAAUUCGGGAGACUUCUGCUCCCAUCAGAGCGUGCAUAUGAAGCGGGCGCGACGCGGGAAGGCGUUCUCCCCACCGCCAGGAGACGUCUCACCGGACAGGAGGAUCCGCGCAGACGAGAGGCCCUACUGCUGCAACGUCUGCGGGGAGGACUUCACUCAGUCGCACCACCUCCUCAACCACCAGAGGAUCCACACAAGCAAGAAGCCGUACGCAUGCACCGUGUGCGGCAAGACGUUCACUCACUCGGCCGUCCUCGUCGCCCACAAGCGGAUCCACACGGGCAAAAAGCCGUACAGGUGCGCCACAUGUGGCAAGGCAUUCAAGCAGUCGGGGACGCUCUUCAACCACGAGAAGACCCACGCGGAAGAGAAGCCCUAUGGGUGCGCGGCGUGCGGGAAGCGAUUCGUCCAGUCGAGGGGCCUCGUCAUACACGCGAGGACCCAUACAGGCGAGAGGCCGUACAGGUGCUCCACGUGCGGCAAGUCCUUCGCCCAGUCGGGCACCCUGCGCAUCCACAAGCGCACCCACACGGGCGAGAGGCCGUACGCGUGCGACGUGUGCGGCAGCUCGUUCACGCACUUGGGCACCCUCCACGUGCACAAGAGGACGCACGCGGGCGGGAGGCCCUUCGCGUGCCCCAAACGCGGGAAGGCCUCCUCCGGGUCGGGGAGCCUCCAGGCGCGCCGCCACACCCGCGAGAGGACCGGGCUCCACGAGGGUGCGACUGCCACUGGGCAGGUCGUGGCAAGCCUCGGGGGCGAGGGUCCCGCGACGACCCCCUCGGCGAUCCCCUCAGCGACCCCCUCGGUAUCGCUAACAUCAGAACACGGAGAGACUCUCAGCUUCGAGACGUGGCCGGGGGUUAAGGUGGAAUGCGACGGUGAAGAUCCUUCCGCCUCCCUGUCGAUCGUGAAGCGGGAGCACGAUGGGAUCGCCAGCGUCGAGACUUGGCCAGGGGUGAAGGUAGAACUGGGGGGGGAGGAUUCUUCAGUUCCCUUCUCGAUCGUGAAGCAGGAACGGGAAGAAAUCCCCGGCUGUGAGACGCGGCUGGGGUGAAGGUGGCACACGGGAGGCCGAGUCUCUGUUUUGGGAACGGAUGUUGAGGUCUAUGUGGGAAGUUUUGUUUCGAAAAGGGUUGCCAUCCCAAGGUGGUGUGUUAACUAUUAGCUAGUCAUGAAAAGCAUUGUUCUCUCCCUUGAACCGCAUGAAUAGAGACAGCUUUCUUUCAAGCCUAGUCUCAAACGGUGUCUCUGGUGUGGACCAAUCUGUUUUUGCAUUCUGACCACUAUUAGCUAGUCGUGUGGUUAAUGCAGGCACGAUUCCUUGUAAAAGGUUUAAGUUUGGUGUUUUAACAUCUGAACACCUGUUUUGUUGCCAGAAAAAGGGGAAAACCUAUUCUCAUAUUUUGGUACUGGCAACGGAGGUCCCAUAAUCAUAUUUAUUUAAUUGCAUAAUCUUGCCAAUUAAUUGGUUGAUGCCCCCUUUUUGCCAUUGGGCACAUGUUUAUUUAGCACGUUUCCAUAUGAAUAUUGUCACUUUUAAGGACUUUCCUAUCGUUGUGUAUUGUUGCUUUACUAUGAAGAGUUAGCCUAUUGUUCUAUUGCUCAGUCUAACAAUGUAACCAUUGAGGGUAAAUUGGACGGAUUGAUGAGUAGGACAUCUUCAGGAGUACUGUUGUGGCAAUUCCGAUCAUAAGUGUGUUCGCAUAUUAGAGUGUUUUUAGAUGUUCAAGUUACUUAACACAGCAGAGUCUGAGUGGUUCCUUCCUAAGUUCAUGCAUAUUAAUUUUAAUUAUAUGAACUGUAUCCUGCAGCGAGCUCUGAGUCCCAAGACUGGAAAUAAUUACACUAAAACAUAAUCAGUAAAAGUUGAAGCGAGAAUCAUGGCAUUAUCACGAUUGGUAAUACACCCAUAGACAACGAAGCCUAGCCUAAUUUACAUAAUUACAAACAUUUGCAUAAUUUCUUAAAUUUGCAUAAUUUCUUGAAAUGGCAUUUAUUAUUUAUAUGUUUCUUUUUCAAAAUAAUAUAUACAACAUAACCGAGAGAGAUAAAUGUUGAGAAAAUGCCGCGCGAUACAUCGGCCGUUCGAAAUGGCGCAAGCGCGUCUGCACGACUGUUAAGGUACACAACGUGGAGGCAAUAUCUUUUCCUCUGAACAGAUACACGUGAAGUGAAAACUACGUAGACUCUUUGUUUUACUUUACCAGGUAAGGCCCACCACUGAGCCAUGUAGCUCUUUUUCGCAAGCGACCUGACCAUCACAAA